AUGGAAAAGAGAGAUCAAACAUCUGAAUUGGAAAAAUGUGAAUUAGAAAAAUUCCAAAUAGAAAAGAGAGAUCAAACAACUGAAUUUAAAAAAUCUGAAUUAGAUAAAUUCCAAAUAGAAAAGAGAAAUCAAACAUCUAAAUUGGAAAAAUCUGAAUUAGAAACAUUUCAAAGAGAAAUAAGAAAUCAAACACCUGAAUUGG
Messenger RNA from Cetraspora pellucida, 202 nucleotides. Lineage: Eukaryota; Fungi; Glomeromycota; Glomeromycetes; Diversisporales; Gigasporaceae. The record is from the annotation of a GenBank genome assembly.